Messenger RNA from Striga asiatica, 1038 nucleotides. NCBI's taxonomy places the organism in Eukaryota, Viridiplantae, Streptophyta, Magnoliopsida, Lamiales, Orobanchaceae. The record is from the annotation of a GenBank genome assembly.
AUGGCCAGGCUGCUUAAUGACUUAUCUGCUGCAAACAGUUCUGUUAUGGCUUUAACAGCAGAUAUUAAUACCGGCGGCUGCGGCCGCCGCCCCUGCCCCCGCUUCUACUACGCCUACGGCGACGGCAGCCUCGUCGCCACCCUCUACUCCGACGCGCUCGCCGUCCCACCCUCGGCGGCGCUCCGGCUGCCGGCCUUCACCUUCGGCUGCGCCCACACCACCCUCGGCGAGCCCGUCGGCGUCGCCGGAUUCGGCCGGGGGGCCCUCUCCUUGCCGGCCCAGCUCGCCGCCGCCUCCCCUGACAUCGGCAACUACUUCUCCUACUGCCUGAUCUCGCAUUCGUUCGAUUCGGGUCGGGCCUCAAAGCCCAGCCCGCUAAUCCUCGGCCGUCGGCCGGCUGCAGAGGACGAGAAGCUGAAGAAGAAAUUGGCCGGCGAAUUCGUCGGCGGCUACGCGUUCACGCCGAUGCUCGACAACCCCAAGCACGCCUAUUUCUACUGCGUGGGGCUGGACGCGGUGACCGUCGGAAAAAGAAGGAUUCCGUCGCCGGCGAGCCUCCGGAGAGUCGACCGGAAGGGCGACGGAGGGAUGGUUGUAGACUCAGGGACCACGUUCACCAUGCUGCCGAGUGAAUUAUACCGGACAGUGGUCGAGGAGUUCGUCGCCGGCGUCGGGGCGGACCGCCAGCGAGCGGCGGAGGUGGAGGAGCGGACAGGUCUCCAGCCGUGUUUCUAUGGGCGGGCCGGGGAGAGGCCACUGGGCGGCGUUCCAAGGCUAGUGCUGCAUUUCGCGGGGAAUUCGAGCGUGGCUUUGCCGAGACGAAAUUUCUUGUACGAGUUUUCCGACGUGGACGCGCGGCGAGAGGUGGGUUGCUUGAUGGUGAUGGACGGUGGGGACGAGGCGGAGAGGGGCGAAGGGCCGGCGGGGCUGCUGGGGAACUACCAGCAGCAGGGGUUCGAGGUGGUGUACGACCUGGAGGAGAAGCGGGUCGGAUUUGCAAGACGGCGGUGCGGGUCGAUGUGGGAUGCGUUGAACUAG